This is a messenger RNA of Suillus bovinus, 492 nucleotides long. RefSeq lists its product as uncharacterized. The coding region runs from base 1 to 492 and encodes 163 amino acids. The record is from RefSeq and is a predicted model, not a curated record. NCBI's taxonomy places the organism in Eukaryota, Fungi, Basidiomycota, Agaricomycetes, Boletales, Suillaceae. The transcript is spliced from 4 exons.
AUGUCUGCCGUGCGUACUUCCAUGCGCGGCAUCCAUAUCUUAAUUUGGUCGUAUCUCGUGGGACCGAGCAACAUGCAACUGGGCCUAGCGCGUGAUGCAGGAGGACGCAGGUUGGAGGUUAGGUGUGGUCAGACGCACGAUGACAAGUCACUUGCUUCACCUUCAAGCAGGAAAUACCGCGUGGUGUUGGAGGUCUUCAUCUCUGCCGUAAGAGCGCACCUGCAACUCGCCGUGCGCAGCUUCCUCCACAUUCUGAGAUGGUUGCCAUCCAACGAGACGUACAAACACAGAAGACAGGGCUGGAAAAUGGAAGUUGUUCGAGAGAACUUUCGCAUCAAACGUCAGUUGUUCGUCGGAGGCACCUAUUUCCUGUGGCGAGUGUCAAGCUCAGAUAUUCGGCUUAUCACAAAGCGUCCAAACCAGUGCCUGUAUGAGCAGGGUAACGAUGCGAUAAAACAGCAAACCUUCCUGCAUUAUGUUUCGAACCUCUGA